This is a messenger RNA of Aspergillus heteromorphus CBS 117.55, 2244 nucleotides long. RefSeq names its product FAD/NAD(P)-binding domain-containing protein. The transcript has 6 exons. Bases 86 to 2038 code for a protein of 650 amino acids. NCBI's taxonomy places the organism in Eukaryota, Fungi, Ascomycota, Eurotiomycetes, Eurotiales, Aspergillaceae. Gene Ontology annotation, molecular function: flavin adenine dinucleotide binding; monooxygenase activity. The record is from RefSeq and is a predicted model, not a curated record.
GCCCUGUCUAUAUAUGGACUUGGCACCCCCUCCCUUCCUGGCAUUGUGUCUGCUCUCUACUCACGAUUCACACCCCUGAUCCAAAAUGGCCUCCAGAUACAUCGACGCCCAAGCGUCCUUGCAGGUCGAGUACCCACCCAAAGCCGACCUGCGGAAGAUGAUUGCGCAGAAUCCACUGCCUGCGAUCGCGCCCGGACUCAUCGAUCCGGACUCGAUGGGUGAAAAUCACCUGCCGACCGAACAGGUCAACGUCGCACUGGAUCGACUGAACGCCGCACUUGUCGCAAAUGAUGCCACGGCCCUCGAGAGAUGCUUCUUCGCCCCGCAGGCCUACUGGAAGGACCAGCUGGCGCUGACCUACCACUUGCGCACAUUCUCGGAAGCGGGCGUCAUUGCUGCGGCGCUUUUGAGGACAAAGGCGCUGCGUGGCGUCGCAGAUAUCGCGAUCGACGGCGUCGCGCAGUUCAUCCCGGCUGCGCCGAGUUUGCAAUUCAUCGACUGUGGCAUUGUCUUCCGGACUGCCUCGCCGGCUGCCACGUGCAAGGGCAAGGUGAUACUCUUGCCGGUCAAAAGCGGCGAGUCUAUCAGCUGGAAGAUCUGGGUCUUGAGCACUUUCCUCGAGAGCUUGGACCUCCAGCCUGAAGACGAGGGGCUGCUUCACCUUCCGGGUAGACCCCUGGAUGGACUGGAGGCGUUCGAAACAGAUGUCUUUAUCAUUGGAGGGGGGAAUGCUGCCAUCUCUCUUGCCGCUCGUCUGAAGGCCUUGGGCGUCGAAAGCGUCAUGGCCGAGCGAAAUGCUCGGGUUGGCGACAACUGGGCUCUCCGCUAUGACUGCAUGCGAUUUCACAUCCCGACGGCGUUCUGCGACCUGCCUUUCAUGGGCUAUGAUUCGCACCUCCGGGGCGCACACAUGCUCACUCGCGACGAACUAGCUGCACAGUUGCGACGCUACGUCGCGGCCUUCAACCUCAACAUCAUCACAUCCGCCGAGAUCCAAUCAACAUCGUACGACAAAUCCGCCCAGACGUGGAAGAUCCGGUUCAAGACCCCAGCCGGCUCCUGCACAGUCAUCUCCAAGCAGCUCGUGCUGGCGACAGGUAUCAGGUCCCAGGAACCCAAUAUGCCGCACAUCGCGGACAGUCACCUAUACCGGGGAAUCAGCAUGCACUCCACGCAGUACGAAAAUGCCAGACGGCUGCAGGAGCAGGGUGUCAAGUCCGUGUUGAUAAUCGGCUCUGCCAACACAGCCUUCGACAUCCUCGAAGACACCCACUCCUCCGAUCUGCAAAGCACAAUGGUAACCCGCUCCCCGACGUACAUCGUCCCAGUCGAAUAUCUGUGCAACCCGCGCAGUCUGGGCGCCUACGACCACUCCGUCCCCGCCGCAGACAGCCUCUUCAUGACGAUCCCGGCCUGCAUCGACGCCCAGUUCGCCCGGAACCUGCUCUCGCAACAGGCAUCCGAAGAGCCAGAUCGGUACGCCAGACUCGCACGCGCCGGGUUCGAUGUUCUUGACAGCCGCGACCCGAGCUGUCUCCUAGCAAGUAACCUGCUCGAACGGGCAGGCGGGCACUAUGUCGAUGUCGGCGGAACCAAGCUCCUGGAAGAAGGUAAAGCGGGGAUCAAAUCCGCCGAACCGAUCGCGUACACACCCACCGGAUUACUAUUCUCGGACGGCAGUACUCUUGACGCCGAUGCGGUGAUUUGGUGUACGGGGUUCUCGGACGCGAAUGUGCGGGAUACGACCGCGCGGAUCUUGGGGAGCGGAGAGAUGGAGCCCGACAGUAGGGACUUGCUGGGCCCGCAGGACAUCGCUGCCCGCUUGGACGCGACCUGGGGCGUGGAUGUCGAGGGCGAGAUCCGUGGCAUGUGGAAGCGCCAUGUGCGCAUGGAGAACUUCUGGGUCGCUGGCGGGUUUACUCAGCAGCAUCGCUGGCAUUCGAGGACGAUGGCGUUGCAGAUUAAGGCCGCGUUGGAGGGCGUGUUGCCGUCCGCUUAUAGGGAUACGCCGCGGGGGAGGUUGGGAUCGGUGUUGUAGUUUGAUGUUGUCUGUGGGUUGUGGUGAGUGGCUGGCGGGAGGGGUGGAAACAAGGAGAAGACGAGUGAAGUUGUAGAAAGAGUGGAGGGCGAGGAAGAAGAGGAGAGGGGAUUGUUCAAGACCUGAGACAUCAGGCAAACAACUGCCUCAGGCUGCUAGCAGUUCUACUCUUAUAGCACAAUAUAUUCAUAGUCUACCUCAUCAUC